Candida albicans SC5314 is the source of this 2193-nucleotide messenger RNA. RefSeq lists its product as uncharacterized. The transcript has a single exon. Gene Ontology annotation, molecular function: protein-folding chaperone binding; misfolded protein binding. NCBI's taxonomy places the organism in Eukaryota, Fungi, Ascomycota, Pichiomycetes, Serinales, Debaryomycetaceae. Gene Ontology annotation, cellular component: endoplasmic reticulum. The record is from RefSeq and is a predicted model, not a curated record. Bases 1 to 2193 code for a protein of 730 amino acids.
AUGCAACCCACGGUACAACACUUUAAGAUCCUAGGGAUAUCUCCCACGUCAACAUUAGAUGAAAUCAGGAGGGCAUACCGCAAACUAUCAUUGCGAUACCACCCUGACAAAACACCACGUCGAGAAGAUCAUGAAAAAUUUAAAGAGAUCAAUAUAGCAUAUGAAACAAUUAGAGAUUAUUAUCAAGAGAAUGGGCAAAAGAACAGUCAACCGAUCCCUAACACAAACACAGAGCAUAAUUCCCAUCAAAAACCACAUUAUAACACUGGCCCUUAUUCCACAUAUCGUUUUACGACCUCAUCUACCACGACUGAUAAUACCAAUCACACUGGACAUUCAAGUUCUCGGUUUACUUAUUAUAAUUUCCACCAAAAAGCGCAAGAGAAUAACCGCAAACAAGAUGAAGAAAGGGCAGCCCAACGUGAACGAUUAAAAAAGGAGCUCUUCCAGAGGCAACAAGCGGAAGAAGCACAACGAAAGAAGGAAUUUGAACAAAAGGCCGAAUUCAUCAAAGCAUCAUUACUUGAAAUGCGCCGAAGAGAAAUAGAGAGGCGGAAACAGCAAAAGGAAAGGGAACAAAGACAAAAGGAGCACGAAGCAAAGAGGGAUAUCAGGAUACAACAACUUUCAGAGCAGGAUUCACGGAGUAAUCAAACUAAAGAAGAAGAGGAAGUGUUCAAGAAGGCCCGGUCUACUGAUUCGGGAGCAGACGAGACUGGUUUGAUGUCAGAUAAAGAGUUUGAUGAUUCUGCAUAUUCACCCGAUUAUUUGUUUGAAGAGAAUUUGUGGAAUAAACCAAAUCAUCCAGAUACAAAUCAUAAAACCAAAAAAUAUACUGAGAAUGUGGUUGAAAGUCUAGAUUCUCCACCAAAUGAUACAUCUGCGUACAAUUCAAGUUUUCAUGAUGAAACUAAUAUUCAAAAUGAGAUCCAAAUACCAGAAAAUGACGAGUAUGUACCACAGAUGAAAGCUACAUCCAGUGUCAAUAAUACAACCAUCCCUGCACAAAGAAGACAUGAGUCACUUUCCACUUCUGAAAACAAAAGAAGGAAAUUUGAAACAGCCGACGUUGGGGUUGAUGGGUUAGAUUCUCCAGUGCGGGCACAACCAGAAAUAUCUGCAAAAUCCAAGUCUCCGAUAAUCCCUGAUGUAAUACUUUUACUGGACGAAGAGACUGAAACUCCUGAAGCAAAUGCUGUGCAGGACAAUAGUACAUAUAUUCCUCAGGGGUCUUUAGGACACGAAUUUAGAAAUAUUUUAGAAGAGCAUCCAGGUCAAGUAAAGAAUAAACAAAAUUCUGGUGUUGCUUUUGCAUUUCCGAAUGCUUCCAAGAAUACCGAAAACAAACUCCACUCUAAUUUCAAAGAUAAAGAUGAAGGGAUAAUUGAUGUUGAAGCUUACGUACCUGAUGUCAAAGCAGCAACUUCAAACACCACACCAGCAACAGGACAAACAUCAGCAAGGUUGGAAAAACUGCCACCCUUACCUACUCAUAUUCCAAAUCCAUUGACCAUGAAUGAAGCUCGACCUCAUCCAACAACUCCACAUAAAAGAUCAAAAGUCAUUUUCGAUUUAAAAGAUUUAGAACAAAAGUUAGGUAAUGAUAUUGAGGAUUUGGAUUUUAAGGAUAUGUAUGAGAGUUUGCCUGACCAUUCAAGUAAGGCAACACCUAAAGACGAUAUUUUAACUCGUUCUAAAAGAAGACUUUAUACAUAUACCGAUGGAACAUCAAAGGCUGAAACGUUAUCUACACCAAUGAACAAAAAUCCUGUUCGUGGACAUAGUACCAAGAAAAAGCUUAGUAUGUUGGACAUGCAUGCGUCUUCUAAAAUUCAAAGUCUUUUACCUCCACAACCGCCACAAAUGUCAAUUGAUCCUUCUGUUUCCAAGCAAGUGUGGGCCAAAUACGUUGAUGCAAUCUUGACUUAUCAAAGAGAAUUUUUCAAUUAUAAAAAAGUGAUUGUUCAAUACCAAAUGGAACGGAUAAACAAAGACCUUGAACAUUUUGACGAUAUAAAUGAUGGUUCACACACUGAGAAUUUGGAUACUUUCAAGCAUUGUUUAGAACAGGAUUAUUUGGUUAUGAGUGAGUUUAAUGAAGCGUUACGACAAUUUGGUACGACCAUCGCCACGUAUCAGCAAAACCUCCAGUGGGUUAACACUUUCAUGGAAAGGGAUCCUAAUUGGCUAUAA